GGAAGCGCAGCUGCAUCAACGAGCUCUCGUUGAACCUGCACACUUGCGCCGUGUUUUUCGGCCGCGGUAUCCCACCGGAAGGACACCGCUCCUGCGAGCGUCGCUUACAGAACACCCCCGAGGGCAGGAGGCGAGAGAGAGGACUGCGGGGCCGCGGAGGAGAGUCAGGCAAGCCAGGAAAGGACGCCCGAGCCCGGUUUGAUGCUGGCGGCCCAUCAGUUCAUAAGGGACCGCUGUUUAUCCUAGAAACGAUCGGACGCGUCAACGGUCCUCUGUUUUCACGUUCAAAGCCGUUCGGAGAACACCUUUCGCCCGAACGCACCGUGAGAGCCGCGACAGACACGGCAGCAUCCUUCCGUACCUGCGGCUCUCCAGCGCCUGACAGGCCCAGAGUCAUGGGCAACACGCCGGCCGCCAAACGGGGCAACGAGAUGGAAAGCGUCAAAGAGUUUCUGGCCUUUGCCAAAGAAGAUUUCCUCAGGAAAUGGGAGAGUCCUGCACAGAACACAGCGUGUCUGGAGGACUUUGACCGGUUGAAAACUCUGGGCACGGGGUCGUUUGGCCGGGUGAUGUUGGCGAGGCACAGAGAGACCGGGCAGCAUUACGCCAUGAAGAUACUUAACAAACAGAAGGUUGUGAAGCUGAAGCAGAUCGAACACACAUUAAAUGAGAAGCGGAUACUGCAGGCCGUCAGCUUCCCUUUCUUGGUGCGGUUAGAGUACUCCUUCAAGGAUAACACUAAUCUGUACAUGGUGAUGCAGUACGUUCAGGGAGGGGAGAUGUUUUCACACCUGCGCAGAAUCGGCAGGUUCAGUGAACCCCAUGCGCGGUUUUACGCUUCACAAAUAGUUUUGACAUUCGAAUAUCUGCAUGCUCUUGACCUGAUCUACAGAGACCUUAAACCAGAGAACCUCCUCAUCGAUCAGCAGGGCUAUAUCCAGGUGACUGAUUUUGGUUUCGCGAAGCGGGUCAAGGGUCGCACGUGGACAUUGUGUGGCACGCCUGAGUAUCUGGCCCCAGAGAUUAUCCUCAGCAAGGGUUAUAAUAAGGCUGUGGACUGGUGGGCUCUGGGUGUAUUGAUGUACGAGAUGGCUGCUGGUUACCCUCCGUUUUUCGCCGAUCAACCCAUUCAGAUCUACGAAAAGAUUGUCUCAGGAAAGGUACGAUUCCCGUCUCACUUCAGUUCUGACUUGAAGGACCUGUUGAGAAACCUGCUGCAGGUGGACCUGACCAAGCGUUAUGGCAACCUUAAAAAUGGAGUAAAUGACAUCAAAGGACACAAGUGGUUUUCCAGUACUGACUGGAUAGCCAUUUACCAGCGGAGGGUGGAGGCCCCAUUUGUGCCUAAAUGCAGAGGUCCCGGGGACACCAGCAACUUUGAUGACUACGAGGAAGAAGAAAUCCGUGUAUCGUUCACGGAGAAGUGUGGAAAAGAAUUUGCCGAGUUCUAGCGGAAGAGGCGACCAAAUAAAGAGAGAGAGAGAGAGAGAGAGAGAUAAAGUGCAUGAAUCUUUUAAGCGAUCCUUCCUCCUGUACAAACUGCAGAGAAACCAGCGGAAGAGUGCAGAGAAGACCUCCAGGGAUAAACAGUGAGGCCUUUUUCAUCUCCUCUAUUUUAAUCAUGUUUGUAAUUUUCUUUUCUUUUUUAAAAUCUCUGUUCAUGUGAUAUGAAUUAAGAUGGAUUCGAUAGGGUGUAGUUGUCAGCCAGCGGACUGGGAUGGUUGUUACCGCACAAAAAGAGAGAGGGGGUUAGUUAUAAUCCUGAACAGAUACCACAACGGUGCGACGCAAGUCUCCGCUAGGUCACCAUAACAACCACACAAACAAAAAGACAAUAAAUGUGUAUUCCUGUGUAAUAACCGAAAUAUUUUUGGUCCUGUGUACUGUCAUGUGUUUCUUUAUUCUUCAAAAUGCACUGAAGGGAUGACCGUGAAAAUGGCAGUGAAAAGAAGCCAUGAGCACCAUUUCUAUUUUCUUCUUUCAGCUGUAGGUCCACCGCUCUCUGUAAAAUAUUCACUGAUGAACUUUGAACUUUCACUGAUGAAAUGUGCCAUGAAAUCCUACAAGUGUCAAUAUCAUCGUCAGUUGUUUCAUUGAUUAGCUGGUGAGUACACACCCGACUGACGGCCUUGACUGUGCAGAAGGGGGAAUUCAUGUUUUAGUUUUGUUCGUUUAGUAUUGUUACAACUACUGUGUAAUCGUUACGGCUCUCAUUGGGUUACAUUUAUAAUACCUGACAAAACUGCACACACACUUUGUGCGCAAUUCAGACGGACAAGGCCUUGCGGUUGACACCUUCCAGCGAGUCGCUGCAUCGCCAUUUCUUCCUCCUGUUUUCUUCCAUUUGUGCAUAUUUUCACAUAGGCAAAGUCUUCUCUCUGAAUGGGUGCAGUGCAUCUGGCUCCUUUUUGGGUGAGAAUUUGUCACACGCAAAUCUUAAACUCUAGGCUACAAAUACCUCCGGAGCAGGAGGUGAACUCAGUGGAUUCCAGUGCUAACUUCUGAGGACAUGGUUCAAGUUAAUUGUGAUAUUUUGCACCACAAGAAUCAUUCCAAUAAAGUAUUACUAUA
This is a messenger RNA of Xyrauchen texanus (razorback sucker), 2571 nucleotides long. Its product is annotated as cAMP-dependent protein kinase catalytic subunit alpha-like. The transcript is spliced from 10 exons. Lineage: Eukaryota; Metazoa; Chordata; Actinopteri; Cypriniformes; Catostomidae. The coding region runs from base 396 to 1451 and encodes 351 amino acids. Gene Ontology annotation, biological process: peptidyl-serine phosphorylation. Gene Ontology annotation, molecular function: ATP binding; cAMP-dependent protein kinase activity; protein kinase A regulatory subunit binding. Gene Ontology annotation, cellular component: cAMP-dependent protein kinase complex; nucleus. The record is from RefSeq and is a predicted model, not a curated record.